UCUUGGUCGUCGCUCGCCGGUUCGGUUCGAUUCGAUUCGACCCGCCUCGUUUCGAUUCGACUCGAUUCGACUCCGCAAUUCGCAAUUCGCAAUCCACAAUCCGCACUCCGCUGUUUUUCGCGACUGCCUUCGCUGCUGUUCGGCUAUUGUCGCCGCCCUUUCUAUCCAACUAUUCCGCGUUCCACUCAAAUUUCAACGAUUCAGAAACAGUUACGAGUUGAAGCUACGAGUACAAAUAUUUUUUCACCAGUUAAAAUCUCUCUCAAGCGAAAUCAAACAGCAAACAAACAAACAAAAUGGCGGAACCAACAUCUAUCUGUCACAAGUGUAAUGAGCUAAUCGAGGAGCGCAUCAUCACGGCCCUGGGCAAGACAUGGCAUCCAGAUCAUUUUGCUUGCAAGGACUGCGAGCUGCCCAUCGCGGAGGCCACGUUUAACAUUCAAAAUGGGGAGCCCGUAUGCUCGAACUGCUUUGUCAAGAACUAUUCGGGCACAUGCUUUGGCUGCAAGCAGCCCAUCUUGGAGCGCACCAUCAAGGCCAUGGAACAGUCGUGGCACGAGGAGUGCUUCCUGUGCAAUGGCCCAUGCAAGAAGCCGCUGGCGGGCACCUCCUUCUACGAACGGGACGGACAUCCCUAUUGCCGUGUGGACUAUGAGCAGCUCUUCGCCGCCCGCUGCGCCGGCUGUGAACAGCCGAUCACCCAGAAUGCGAUCGUCGCUCUCAAUGCCAAAUGGCAUCGCGAUUGCUUCAAGUGCAAGAAGUGCGACGCUCCCAUCACGUCCAGCUCCUUUGCCGUGGAGGAGAACAAGCCGCUGUGCAGGGCCUGUUCUGGCUAGGAGCUGCACCAGCACUCGCACCAGCACCCAAACCCAAACCCACA
Messenger RNA from Drosophila obscura, 880 nucleotides. RefSeq names its product transforming growth factor beta-1-induced transcript 1 protein. The coding region runs from base 297 to 836 and encodes 179 amino acids. The transcript has 5 exons. Gene Ontology annotation, cellular component: focal adhesion; cytoplasm; cell-cell junction. The record is from RefSeq and is a predicted model, not a curated record. Lineage: Eukaryota; Metazoa; Arthropoda; Insecta; Diptera; Drosophilidae. Gene Ontology annotation, biological process: cell-cell adhesion; cell-cell junction organization; positive regulation of substrate adhesion-dependent cell spreading.